Dipodomys ordii (Ord's kangaroo rat) is the source of this 903-nucleotide messenger RNA. It is a transcript of the gene Nxnl2, whose product is annotated as nucleoredoxin-like 2. Gene Ontology annotation, biological process: photoreceptor cell maintenance; sensory perception. The record is from RefSeq and is a predicted model, not a curated record. Bases 95 to 565 code for a protein of 156 amino acids. NCBI's taxonomy places the organism in Eukaryota, Metazoa, Chordata, Mammalia, Rodentia, Heteromyidae. The transcript has 2 exons.
GCCGUCCGCCUGGGGAGUGAGCGCCUGGGGGACAUCUGCCGGCUGGUGGCCGGUCCCUGCCGAGCUCCUGCUCCAGCCGGUGCCCGCGCGCGCCAUGGUGGACCUGCUGGGCGGGCGGCACCUGGUGACCCGCGAGGGCAAGGCGGUGGAGGCGGAGGCGGCGCUGCAGAACAAGGUGGUGGCCCUGUACUUCGCGGCGCGCCGCUGCGCGCCCAGCCGCGACUUCACGCCGCUGCUCGGCGAGUUCUACGCGGCGCUGGUGGGCGAGGCGCGGCGGCCCGCGCCCUUCGAGGUGGUCUUCGUGUCGGCGGACGGCAGCGCGCAGGAGAUGCUGGAGUUCAUGCGCGAGCUGCACGGAGACUGGCUGGCGCUGCCCUUCCACGACCCCUACCGGCAUGAACUGAAGAAGCUAUACAACAUCACUGCCAUCCCCAAGCUUGUGAUCGUGAAACAAAAUGGGGAGGUCAUCACCAACAAAGGGCGGAAGCAGAUCCGGGAGCGAGGGCUGGCCUGCUUCCAGGACUGGGUGGAGGUGGCCGACGUCUUCCAGAAUUUCUCAGGUUGAACAGAAGGGCCCUGGAGGGCUGGACAGGUGCAGCUCCUGGUAGUGUGAACACUGAAGAAAGAUGAACUCCUUUGUUUCCCCUUCCUGGGCAAAUUUUCAUUUUCUUUCAAAACAGAAGUGUAAACCAUGACAAAAUAAAUUUUGCUAAGGGGAAAAAAAAUAUCCUUCUCAUCCUGUGCCUAGCAGGGAUGCUCGUGUGUCUCCACUAAGCUCUCAGAAAUCUAUGCAAAUGUUUAUGUGUACAAACCCCUUCAGGAAAAAUGAUCUACUUAUUGAUAAAAAAUUUUGGUCAAUCUCAUUUUAAUAAUAUUCUUCUAUAACUAUAUUCAUUAAUCAGA